AUGGAGUCUGGCGCCACAACACUGCCAACGCAUUUGCCAACACCACUGCCAAUGCCAACACCACCACCGCCACCACCAACACCACCUCCAACACCACCGCCAACACCACUGCCACCACCACCAUCACGGCCACCAUCACUGCCAACACCACCACCAACACCACCUCCAACACCACCGCCAACACCACUGCCACCCCCACCACCGCCACCACCACCAUCACCGCCACCAUCACUGCCAACACCACCAUCACUGCCAACACCACCACCGCCACUGCCAACACCACUGCCACCACCACCAUCACUGCCAACACCACCAUCACUGCCAACACCACCACCGCCACUGCCAACACCACUGCCACCACCACCAUCACUGCCAACACCACUGCCAACACCACCGCCACCACCACCAUCACUGCCAACACCACCGCCAACACCACCGCCACCAUCACUGCCACCACCACUCCCACCACCACCAUCACCACCACCAUCACUGCCAACACCACCACCAACACCACCGCCACCACCACCAUCACUGCCAACACCACCAUCACCGCCACCGCCACUGCCAACACCACUGCCAACACCACCAUCACCGCCACCGCCACUGUCAACACCACUGCCAACACCACCGCCACCACCACCAUCACCGCCACCAUCACUGCCAACACCACCACCGCCACUGCCAACACCACUGCCACCACCACCAUCACUGCCAACACCACCGCCACCACCACCAUCACUGCCAACACCACCGCCAACACCACCACCACCAUCACCAUCACCGCCACCAUCACUGCCACCACCACUGCCACCACCACUAUCACCACCACCAUCACUGCCAACACCACCACCAACACCACCGCCACCACCACCAUCACCGCCACCAUCACUGCCAACACCACCAUCACCGCCACCGCCACUGCCAACACCACUGCCACCACCACCAUCACUGCCAACACCACCGCCACCACCAACAUCACCGCCACCAUCACUGCCAACACCACCAUCACUGCCAACACCACCACCGCCAUUGCCAACACCACUGCCACCACCACCAUCACUGCCAACACCACCGCCACCACCACCAUCACUGCCAACACCAUCGCCAACACCACCGCCACCACCACCAUCACCGCCACCAUCACUGCCACCACCACCAUCACCACCACCAUCACUGCCAACACCACCACCAACACCACCGCCACCAUCACUGCCAACACCACCAUCACCGCCACCGCCACUGCCAACACCACUGCCACCACCACCAUCACUGCCAACACCAUUGGCAACACCACCGCCACCACCACCAUCACCAUCACCGCCACCAUCACUGCCAACACCACCAUCACCGCCACCGCCACUGCCAACACCACUGCCACCACCACCAUCACUGCCAACACCAUUGGCAACACCACCGCCACCACCACCAUCACCAGCACCACCACUGCCACCACCGCCAUUGCCAACACCACCGCCACCACUACCACCACUAUCACCACCAUCACUACCACCAUCACUGCCAACACCACCAUCACCGCCACCGCCACUGCCAACACCACUGCCACCACCACUGGUGAUGUUUUUCUCAAUGGAGUCUGGCGCCAACGCCACCCCAUGGAGGACUGAGCAGCUGGUAGAAUCGACCUGUGGGCCGUUUCUACGGUGA
Centropristis striata (black sea bass) is the source of this 1665-nucleotide messenger RNA. RefSeq names its product basic proline-rich protein-like. Lineage: Eukaryota; Metazoa; Chordata; Actinopteri; Perciformes; Serranidae. The coding region runs from base 1 to 1665 and encodes 554 amino acids. The record is from RefSeq and is a predicted model, not a curated record. The transcript is spliced from 3 exons.